Durusdinium trenchii is the source of this 639-nucleotide messenger RNA. NCBI's taxonomy places the organism in Eukaryota, Dinophyceae, Suessiales, Symbiodiniaceae. The record is from the annotation of a GenBank genome assembly.
AUGAGUGACUGUAUAUCUGAGAUCUGUAUGUAUACAUAUCGAUAUACGCUACAAUUGAUCGACAUUAUUUGUGGGCAGGAUGUGGAUGGAGGCAUGCUGGAGUCCCAAUUUGCUGGGGAGGAUGCAAACGCAGCAUUUCCAGAAUCUGCUGAAGACCGUGUUAAGCAAGCAGCUGUUGUGGCUGCUGCAGGCAAGAGCAAGCUGGUGUUUCCGACUAUCCAGCGAAAUGAUUCGCCAUUUGCUGUAUUACCCACAUUCAUCAAUGUACUGUGCAAGAAAGUCGACUCAGCAACUGACGCCAAGGACCGUCUUAUCGCGAUGAAGAUUCCCCGUGCAACAGAGAUGGCCAAAGAGAUGGAGAAGUUGCUCACGAGUUUGAACAGCCUGUAUGGCAAGUUGAGUGCCAAGCAAGCUGACUACCUUGCCAUGGAUACCUCCAAACCUGAGAGUCUUGAGGCCAAGAAGAACGAGGUGAUGGGACUUUUUGCACAGUGCACAAAGGAUGAUGUGACACUUAACAACUACCUCACUCGGAGCAAGAAUAUCAAGAAGCCAACUGAGUCUGUGGCUGCAAAGAAAUCGUUGAAGCGGAACCCGCCUUCGGGAGAGGUCGCAAAGGCCAAGAAAGCAAAGAAGUAG